CGUUGCCGAGCAGCUGUGCAGCCUCGGUAUCGCUCACAAUCACAAGACGGGAGUCACCGGCGACGAACGCACCAGUUUCUAACCCGACGUUGGAGGGGGAAAAACCGUUCAGACCGUCCGGCGAAACGUCGUGUCAGCGAAACGAUAUGGCGGACCGAGUAGCUCUCCUGCUGCUGGCUGUGGCUGCUUCGGCUCUGGCCGCCGAGGUGCCGACAGAUGUCUCUCUGGGCCUGUUGGCAGAGCCCCAGGUGGCCAUGUUCUGCGGCAAACUCAACAUGUACAUCGACGUGCAGAGCGGCAAGUGGGAGCCGGACCCGUCGGGCACCAAGAGCUGCAUCGGCACCAAGGAGGGCAUCCUGCAGUACUGCCAGGAGGUGUACCCAGAGCUCCAGAUUACCAAUGUGGUUGAGGCCAACCAGCCAAUCAGCAUCCAGAACUGGUGCAAGAAGGGACGCAAGCAGUGUCGCAGUCACAUCCACAUCGUGGUGCCCUACCGCUGCCUGGUGGGAGAGUUUGUGAGCGACGCGCUCCUCGUUCCCGACAAGUGCAAGUUCCUGCACCAGGAGCGCAUGGACCAGUGUGAGAGCCACCUGCACUGGCACACCGUCGCCAAGGAGUCCUGCGGUGACCGCACCAUGAAUCUCCACGACUACGGAAUGCUGUUGCCGUGCGGCAUUGACCGUUUCCGGGGAGUGGAGUUUGUGUGCUGUCCCGCUGAGGCGGAGCGCAACACCGACAGCGCCGAGCAGGACGCCGAUGAUUCCGAUGUCUGGUGGGGUGGAGCCGAGACUGAUUACUCUGACAACAGUAUGGUGCGGGAGCCGGAGCCAGCGGAGCAGCAAGAGGACGCCAGACCAUCUGUGGUAGAGGAGGAUGAGGUGGUGGUCACUGAGGAAAAUGAUGAUGAUGAUGAUGAGGAGGAGGAAGAGGACGUGAUGGACAACGACCAGGAUGGAGACGGAGAUGAAGAUGAAGAGGUGGUGGAGGAAGAGGAGGAUGGAUAUGACGACGACGACGAUAUCGUCGACACGCUCGACGACGAGCCCACCACCAAUGUUGCCAUGACAACCACCACCACCACCACAACCACCACCACCGAGUCCGUGGAAGAGGUUGUCAGGGAUGUGUGCUGGGCCAAUGCCGAGACCGGGCCAUGCCGGGCCAUGCUGUCCCGCUGGUACUUUGACUACCAGGAGGGCCGCUGUGCUCAGUUUAUCUACGGCGGCUGCGGAGGCAACCGGAAUAACUUUGACUCGGAGGAGUACUGCCUGUCUGUCUGCAGCAGCGUCAUACCCACAGCCACGCCCAGCUCCCCCGACGCCGUGGACUACUACCUGGAGACGCCUGCUGAUGAAAAUGAACACGCCCACUUCCAGAAGGCCAAAGAGAGCCUGGAGGCCAAGCACCGCGAGAGGAUGUCCCAGGUGAUGAGGGAGUGGGAGGAGGCCGAGAGGGAAGCGAAGAAUCUUCCCCGCGCCGACAAGAAGGCCGUCAUCCAGCGUUUCCAGGAGAAGGUGGAGGCGCUGGAGCAGGAGGCGGCCAGCGAGCGGCAGCAGCUGGUGGAGACCCACAUGGCCCGGGUGGAGGCGCUGCUGAACGACCACCGCCGCCUGGCUCUGGAGAGCUACCUGACGGCGCUGCAGCAGGACCCACCCAGGCCUCGCCACGUCUUCAGCCUGCUGAAGAAGUAUGUGCGCGCGGAGCAGAAGGACCGGCAGCACACCCUCAAACACUUUGAACACGUCCGCAUGGUGGAUCCCAAGAAGGCCGCGCAGAUCAGACCUCAGGUGCUGACCCACCUGCGUGUCAUCGAGGAGCGGAUGAACCAGUCUCUGGGACUUCUCUACAAGGUGCCCGGUGUGGCCGACGACAUCCAGGACCAAGUCGAGCUUCUGCAGAGGGAGCAGAUGGAGAUGGCCCAGCAGCUGGCCAACCUGCAGACGGACGUGAGGGUGAGCUACGGCAACGACGCCCUGAUGCCCGACCAGGAGCUGGGAGACGGCCAGAACGACCUGCUGCCCCAGGAGGACACACUCGGCCUGGGAGGACUCGGCUUCAUCCACCCCGAGAGCUUCAACCAGCCCAACACCGAGAACCAGGUUGAGCCAGUGGACUCUCGCCCCAGUUUUGACAGAGGCAUUCCCACACGGACAGUGACUGGAAUGAAGAUGGAAUCCGUUCCUGAGCUGCGGAUGGAGACGGAGGACAGGCAGAGCGCCGAAUACGAGGUUCACCACCAGAAACUGGUCUUCUUCGCGGAGGAUGUGAGCUCCAACAAGGGCGCCAUCAUCGGCCUGAUGGUCGGAGGCGUCGUCAUAGCAACCGUGAUCGUCAUCACCUUGGUGAUGCUGAGGAAGAAGCAGUACACCUCCAUCCACCACGGAGUCAUCGAGGUGGGCAACAGCUUGUCUGUGUCGUCAGUCAAUCUGGUGGACGCUGCCGUCACACCCGAGGAGCGCCACCUGUCUAAGAUGCAGCAGAACGGUUACGAGAACCCGACCUACAAGUUCUUCGAGCAGAUGCAGAACUGAGGAGAAUGUCACAUGCACACAUAAAACACACACACACACCACACAGACAUCUCAUCACACACCUCUCCUCCCUUUCCUUCCCAACCCCCUCUCCCCCCGAAUAGCCCCCCCCGUCUCUACAAGGCAGUGUGGCCGAGAUGAUGGAGUGGCUGAAAUAGUCAGUCACGACCGUACCGGAGAGACUGUAGUCAGGGUUUUCCUUCAUUUCUGCCCGGGCGGACACGGUGGCCGCGCCGGUUUGCACCAUGUCUGUUCUCUUUAUCAGAGCGAGACGCCUUUUUAAUUAAAAAGAAAGAAAGCCCCGCCCCCAGCGCACUGGAACAAACCCUCUCUUCGAGGGGAAAGAAGCGCUUUCUCUCCACGCUGAUUCAGGGCCAGUGUAUAGUCUGGGUUUUUUUGGCGUGGGGUGGCUUUAGGUGUGGACUUGUGUCUGCAAAUCUGACCACUGAUCAGUGGGAUUUUAGGCGCACGCUGACCCUGGGUCUCGUUUAGUAAAAUUGGCUUGCAGAAUUGGCAUUUUACAUCAUUAUUGAAAAGGUUGACGUAUCAUUUAUUUCUAUCAUAUUCAUUGUGAUGAAUAUAUAAUGAAAGUAGGCUUAAAUCAGGCACCAUUAUUUUUCUAAAUGAGGUCCAGUGUUUCCCCACUAACUGCACCACCACUGCACUCACUCUACAGUCUACACUGAAGUUACCCCUCCUCCUCCUCCUCCCCUCCAUCCUCUUUUCUUUCAUUAUUCUUACGAUAGCUGGGCUGUGUUAAGUCAGACAUGGCUCUUAAGGAUAUUUGGAGAUGCUGAUGAUCAUGAAUAUGUUGAUGAUGACGGUAAUAAUUAUGUAUUCUGAAUGAGCUGUUAGUUUUUUUUUUCUCAUUAUUUUAGAGUUUUUUUCUCUUCGUUUCCAGUUUUGUUUUUUCAAAAAAGAAUGAAAACGGAGGAGAGAAGAAAAAAAAUCAACCGAUGUAAAGUACUUUUUUUAAAUUGCGUGUAAUGUUACUAAAGUAAUGCUGAAGUCUUAGCUGUUCCUAUGUAGUGCAUGACAUCAAUGACAACAGGAUUUGGAAAGAAAAAAAUACAAACGAAACCCAAGAUCUUAACGCUGCUCUCUCUUGAGAUCCUUUCUCACGUAUAGAUUGUCAUUCUAGCAAGAUUGUACAUUUAGUAUCUUCUCGUGAUCACGUGACUUCAAACCACGAAAAAUAUAUAUAAAUCUAGAUGAACGGCUCUGCUUUGAUAUCAUGUAAAAUACACAUUUAAAAGAGAUCUGUGAUUUUGGAAUUUAAGUGUGGUCCUCAUGUCUUUUCUUUCUUAUUUUCUUUUCUUUUUAAACCAUGCUACGUUCCUGAAGCUACAGGAGGGGGGCUGGCUUCAUCUCUGUUUGUAUAUUAUUCUCAUUCUUCAAAAUAUAUUGUGUUAAAAAUCCUCACGCAUAAAGGAGCUCUCAGAAAUCCCCCCAUUAUAUAUAUAUAUAAUUUUUAUUUUGUUGUGCUUUUUUUGUUGAUUUCAUGUCACUUUGCUUCUGGAAAAGGGCAUGCAUGGGCGUGAAGGUUACAGGGAGCGGGAAAGGAGACCGGGAAAAAAAUGGGAGGCAUGGGGGAUGGGUGGGGAUUAUCUCUGCGUGUAUGUUUUGUCACUCAGUCUGGUGUUUUGUCCAGUUGUAAGCUGACGCAGUCUAUUUUUGUUGGUUUGGUAAUCAUUUUGCUGGUAGAACAAGUGGAGUACUGGGAGGAGGAAGUGAGGAAAGGUAGAGAGGAAAUGACUUGCAGUUCCGGAUGGAUAGCCAGCCAGCCUGUGUAUAUAAUGGAUUUUCACUCCUCAGCACCUACUUUCCCCUCCCUCCUUUGCUUUCCUUUCCCUCCAGGCAUGCUGCUCACCUCUCUGCCAUCGACGCACAGUUGACACCGUCCCCCGUGCAUAGAUGGCUGUAGGCGUUCACCAUUGAGAAAGACCUGCAAGCGAGUAAAGGGGCAGGGAUGACAUAUUAGUCUUCAGUCAGUUCGCUCAUGUUAAAGGUUCCUCGCCAUCUCAACAUUACAUCAAAAGAAGUGCCGUCUCCUCUCACUCUGCUCAUGCAGCUAAUGGCGAGUAAGAUCUGUGAGGAAAUGGGUGUUCAUUUGGAGGCUGCGGUGGGGUUGGUCCUUGGUUUCCAGUGUGCUCCUUAGAAGCCCGGCCGAGGGCAGUAGAGUAGAAGAGGAAGCAGGAUUUUCUUUCUAUUUGUUUUCCCCGUGGGUUAUAUAUUGGUUUUGUUUUCCACUGUGUAAUAUUGUGCAGGCCAUUUGCAUUGACUGGGAAAACGCUUUCUACACUGUAUUCCAUAAUAAAGUUUUGAAUGUA
Messenger RNA from Pseudoliparis swirei, 4861 nucleotides. It is a transcript of the gene appa, whose product is annotated as amyloid beta (A4) precursor protein a. The record is from RefSeq and is a predicted model, not a curated record. NCBI's taxonomy places the organism in Eukaryota, Metazoa, Chordata, Actinopteri, Perciformes, Liparidae. The transcript is spliced from 17 exons. Gene Ontology annotation, molecular function: signaling receptor activator activity; serine-type endopeptidase inhibitor activity; signaling receptor binding. Gene Ontology annotation, cellular component: membrane raft; plasma membrane; Golgi apparatus. Gene Ontology annotation, biological process: central nervous system development; axonogenesis. Bases 147 to 2531 code for a protein of 794 amino acids.